UGAGCCACUACUGCGCGAGCAUUUCCCAAGGCUGGCAGCUGCCUUUGUUAAUAACGGCCAUCCUAUCCAUCGUCUCAUCAACUUUAACUUCGCGCGCAUCCUACUCUUUGUUUUUUCUCUUUUUAUCUUUUCACAACCACCAGUCUCGAUCUUCGGCGCCAAUCCAACUUCCCAUUCCGUAUUCUAUCACUUCCCAUCCAUUACAUCAUAUGCAUCGACAAGAGAUCAUCCCAGACAGUGACUUGGGUAGCUAGGUGUUCACGAUGGCAGUAGCCCGAGAUACCUAUAAUCGUCGGUCGCUUGGCCCGACACUGAAUAAGAAUGUGAAAGAGGCCCGAGUCCUCAUGGUCGGUGCUGGCGGCAUUGGCUGUGAACUCUUAAAAGACCUCGUUAAAACAGGUUUCGGUGAAGUACAUAUCGUCGAUCUCGAUACCAUCGAUUUGAGCAACCUUAAUCGCCAGUUCCUCUUCCGACAGGAACACAUCGGAAAGUCGAAAGCCUUGGUAGCCAAGGAGAUAGCUGGAAGUUUCAAUCCAAACGUCAAUAUUGUCGCACAUCACGCAAAUAUCAAGGACUCUCAGUUCCACGUCGAAUGGUUUAGAAGCUUCAAGCUCGUUUUCAACGCGUUGGACAAUCUCGAGGCGCGACGCCAUGUGAAUCGAAUGUGCCUAGCCGCUGAUGUUCCCCUAAUCGAAAGUGGUACGACAGGAUUCAACGGACAAGUCCAAGUUAUCAAGAAAGGUGUUACGGCUUGUUAUGACUGCACUACCAAGGAGGCGCCCAAAUCCUUCCCCGUCUGCACGAUCCGAAGCACGCCAAGUCAACCCAUUCAUUGCAUAGUCUGGAGUAAAAGUUAUCUUCUCAACGAGAUCUUCGGCACGAGCGAGGACCAAGCUACCCUCGAUGUUAGCGAGAACGAAGAUAAUGCGACGGAAAUCGCGGAGCUGAAGAAGGAAGCCGAAGCGCUGAGGAUGAUCCGAGAGUCUGUUGGCACAGAGCAUUUCUCUCAAAUGUUAUUCGACAAGGUUUUCGAUGCAGAUAUCAACCGCCUGUGCUCCAUGAAGGAUAUGUGGAAGUCAAGAGAACCGCCCAAGCCUAUUGAAUACAAGACAUUGGUAGUUCGAGCAUCUGAGGCCAUCGUGUCCAAAGAUCAGGUCCUCAAGGAUGGACAGCGUGUAUGGACCCUAGAGGAGAACCUUGCAGUCUUUAACGACAGCUUGGACCGCUUAAGUAAGCGAAUGUUGAAACUGCUAGGCGAGCGUAAGGAGGGCGAACCAAAGCCUACUAUCAAUUUUGAUAAAGAUGACGAAGACACUCUUGACUUUGUUGCUGCAAGCGCAAACAUUCGAUCACAUAUCUUCGGAAUCGAGGGCAAGUCACGUUUCGAUAUCAAGCAGAUGGCUGGUAACAUCAUCCCGGCCAUUGCAACCACCAAUGCGAUUGUCGCUGGCCUUUGUGUUCUUCAAUCUUUCAAAGUUCUCCGAGGAGAAUAUGACAAAGCACGAGAGGUCUUCCUGACACCAUUUGCUCCUCAAAGAUUGCUCGGAACAGAUCGCCCUCGACCGCCCAAUCCAGAUUGCCCAGUCUGUGGUUGCUUCAAUACUACCGUCCAAGUGGAUUUAUCAAGAGCAACACUCAACGAUCUGGUAGAGGACAUCGUCAAAGUACAACUAGGUUACGGCGAGAAGGAAUUCGCAGUUAACAGUGAUGCCGGUCUGGUUUAUGAUCCGGAUUUGACAGAUAACCUCGAAAGGACGCUGGGUGAACUUGGCAUCAAGCAGAAUGGCUUUAUUACCAUAGUCGACGAAGAUGACGAGGAUCCAUUCAUCAACGUCGUCAUCAAUAUUCAAGAAGCUGAGCUUGCUGAUAAGCCUAUCAAGGGCCUCGAAGUAGACCAAGUCCCAACUAUCCCUCGCAAGCCGAAGAAGGUUCUGCCCGUGGAGAGUAACGGUAUCAGUCAGACUAAUGGCAAACGUUCUGCCGACGGAGAAGUGUCCGCUAAGGACCCUAAGAAACGUCUUAGAUCAGAUGAUGGGGGGUCGUCACCAGCUAAAAAGGCUAAGAACGGUAACGACGACGACGUGGUUAUCAUUGAUGAUGACGUUGGCACCGGAGCUAUCGAGAUCCUGGACGAUUGAACGUUCGUUACCUUAGCUCCAGUAGAUUGCGCACAGCCUACGUCGCGCUCAGACCUCCAUCGAUAUUGAGGACGCAGUUAUGUGCGUAGGAACAUUUGGCUAGGAAUAAUGCGGCUUCCGCCACCUCGUCGGCCAAUCCUAAGCGCCCCAUUGGGAUCAAGGCUGAAAGCUCGCCGUUGUUAUCCAUACCUAUGGCAAGGUUUGUAUAUUAGUAAUCGUGUACUUCGUACGGAAGAUUGGGGGAUAGCUGGUCAGGUGUAGGAGCUUUAGGGGAAAUGGGAAAAAAAAUAAAGGGGUUAGGAAGGUCAAGAGGUCACCUUUCGUCAUAUCGGUCUGGAUAUAUCCAGGAAGGAGAACAUUCGCACGAAUGCCAAAUCUGCCCACCUCCCAGGCCAAAGCCCGCGUUAAACCUAGUAAGCUGGUUUAGCUAACGGGUGAGCUGAAGAAAUAAUCGACUACAUACCAAUAAUACCGGCUUUUGAUGCUGCGUAGACGCUUGAUCCUCGUCCCCCGUGAGUGGCUAAGAGACUAGAUACAUUGAUGAUACAACCGUUUCUCUGUUUCAUCAUCUUAGGUAUGAUGUAUUUACAGCUCCAUAUAGUACUCAUAAGAUUAGUGGCGACAAGCUCGUCUAUCUCUGGGGUUGAAGCCUUGAACAAAAA
Annulohypoxylon maeteangense is the source of this 2800-nucleotide messenger RNA. RefSeq lists its product as uncharacterized. The transcript has 7 exons. Gene Ontology annotation, molecular function: SUMO activating enzyme activity. The record is from RefSeq and is a predicted model, not a curated record. Bases 264 to 2138 code for a protein of 624 amino acids. Gene Ontology annotation, cellular component: SUMO activating enzyme complex; cytoplasm. Lineage: Eukaryota; Fungi; Ascomycota; Sordariomycetes; Xylariales; Hypoxylaceae. Gene Ontology annotation, biological process: protein sumoylation.